AGAACGAUGUCGUCUGGAGGCAGGAGAAGACUUGCAAUCCCUAUAUUAGCUCGCAUUUGGAGAAGAUUGCUUAUCUCUGAAACAUCUCUCCCAGCAGUUAGACGGUGGCCUGUCCUUUAAGUUCCAUUCCUAUUUAAAUGCAGACUUGUCUAAGCAGAAAGGAUGCACUAGAGAAUUCAAAUCCAGAAGAAUCUAUGUACCAUGUAUAUUUCAUCAAAUGGACUCUCCAAGUGUCUAAUCUUUCAAACCAUCUUUUCCAUGAGCAGUAACAUUUCUGCACCGAGUAAAGGAAUCUGUGGAUGAAGCUUGCACACAUUGUUGUAGGAUAUCCUCGGCGCCAGAGCUAAUUGAAGUGAUUUAUGUCCCCCUUGAGCGCCUGCUACGUGUUCAUAUAAAAGAAAAUGAAAUUUGCAAGCACAGGAGUUGCAUUUGGGUCUGGAGAGUGAAACAAGGGGACAUUGUCUGCCAAAAGCACGUCUAAAAGUUUAUCAAGAAACGUUUUGAAGGAAGAUCUGUUCAAUAUUGUGACAGGAUCUUGAUCAUCAUAAGGGGAUACUGUGAGUCUGUUUAAUUGUGCUGGCCCAGCGGUCCAGGACAGUGAUCACUCACUUAUUUUGAAGUCACCACUUAGAUCCCAUACAACAAUCUAAGGCAAAGUGGCACUACAUUUCAAGGAUGAUUGACUUGCGUUAAGAAACCUCGACAUCCCGUUCAUUUAGUCAGCUCAUUAACUCCUGCAUCAUCAACUUAUUUUUUUCUCAUGCGAUUUUUAUGUGUGCUCAUCAAAUUUAGAUUUACCACACGUGUUUUAAAAAGGACCCAUUGGUCAUUAUUGAACUUGUUGAACACUGAUGAAGGCUGGAGACCAUAGGAUCACAAAAUCUGUCUGAUCGCCGUUGAGUGUUUCCAAACGUAUGAUUUCUCCACACUAGGUCUUCGUGUGAGAAGAAAAUGAUGAUUGAUGGCAAACAGGCUUUAGGCAGCAGACACUCAUCACUUUGCCCGAGAUUCUGAUUUAUCAGCCCGUCAGGCAAUCUCUCAUGAGCCCUGAACACCCCUCAUCCCUUUAGGUUAUCAGUUUAAGACCCUCUACUGCUUGCAAUAAUCAGAGAACUUGCAGACUGACAUAACACAGUAAAACAAAAAACUAGCACCCCAAAGCAAUUAUCAAAAAGCAUUACAGAUUAUGCUGGGACCUAGCCAAAGCCCUCAAUUCAAUACAAGUUGGAUUAUUUUCUAAAAUCACCUGGGAUAACAUUAAAAAAGAAAAGAGAGAAAACAAAAAAAGAAACAGUUUUUCGAGAGACCAUCAAAGGACAAGAUAAUGCAUUUUCCUGGUUUGUUGUCACUGCAGGCCCUUUGGGUAGCUCUGUCUCAUGCCAUGCAGCACUACCCUUCUGUUUGGGGACAUUAUGACGUUUGCAAAUCACAAAUUUAUUCUGAUGAAGGCAUAACCUGGGAUUACAUGGCCUGUCAGCCGGAGGCGACUGACAUGACCAAAUACCUCAAAGUGAAGCUCGACCCCCCUGGCAUCACAUGCGGAGACCCACCCGAGACAUACUGCGCUUUGGAGAAUCCCUACAUGUGCAAUAACGAGUGUGACGCCAACACACCAGAGCUGGCACACCCACCAGAGCUGAUGUUCGAUUUUGAAGGCAGGAACCCGACAACUUUUUGGCAGUCAUCCUCCUGGAAGAAAUACCCAAAGCCCCUGUUGGUCAACAUCACUCUGUCUUGGAACAAGACCGUUGAGCUUACAGACGAUAUACUGAUAACAUUCGAGUCCGGACGUCCAGAGCAAAUGGUUCUUGAGAAGUCCCUGGACUACGGCCGAUCCUGGCAGCCAUACCAGUUUUACGCUACAGACUGCUUAGACGCUUUUACAAUGGAGCCGAAAACAGUCCACGAUCUCACUCAGCACACCCUGCUGGAUAUCAUUUGUACAGAAGAAUACUCCAGAGGAUAUGUGUGGAAAUAUGAUAAAACAGUUCGCUUUGAGAUAAAAGAUAGAUUUGCGCUUUUCGCUGGACCUCGGCUUCACAAUAUGGCCUCCCUCUAUGGACAGCUUGACACAACCAAGAACUUGAGAGACUUCUUCACAAUCACAGACCUCAGGAUAAAACUGCUGAGGCCAGCGACAGGAGCAACAAUGGUGGAUGAGGACAACUUGUCAAGAUACUUCUAUGCUAUAUCUGACAUAAAGAUACAAGGAAGGUGCAAGUGUAAUCUUCAUGCCAACACCUGCGUUUUUGACGGCGGAAAACUGUCUUGCGAGUGUGAGCACAACACCACAGGUCCAGACUGUGGGAGAUGUAAGAAAACUUACCAGGGCCGUGCUUGGAGUGUUGGCUCCUACCUGCCAAUUCCAAAGGGAACUGCGAAUAUCUGUAUUCCCAAUAACCCUGGUCCAGUUAUAUGGCCGAGUGUUUCGUCUCUAGAGGUUGCUAACAACCGAAAGCAAGUUGCUCCACAAAUUGCUUUGCCAACUGCCCCCUCUGUUCAAGUUACAAACAGCAAGAGAGACUGCGAAUGCUUCGGCCACUCCAACCGGUGCAGUUACAUCGAGCUGCUAAACACAGUCAUUUGCGUCAGCUGUAAACACAACACUAGAGGGCAGCACUGUCAGUUAUGCAGGCUCGGCUACUACAGAAAUACUUCAGCAGAUCUGGACGAUGAAAAUGUUUGCAUAGACUGUAAAUGUAAUCCCUUUGGCUCAGACAAUGUUCGCUGUAAUGGCACAGGAUUUUGUGAAUGUAAGAAGGGAACAACAGGGCCUAAAUGUGAUGAAUGUCUGCCGGGACAUUUAUGGCACAAUGGCUGCCAACCCCGUGUGUGCGACAAUGAGCUUCUGCGCUGUCAGAAUGGGGGAGUGUGUCAUAACCACCAGCGCUGCCAGUGUCCUGCCUCAUACACUGGCAUUCUGUGCGAGAAGCAGAAAUGUGAGAACGGAGGUUGCGACAACUCAAACUCUGGCCAGGGAGCUCUCUCUCCUUCCAACUGCCCAGUGCUACUGCUGCUGCUACUGCUUCUGACUGCCCUGCUACAAGGGAUUAGUUGUCAUCCGACACUUUAAAAAAAAAAAAAAAAAAUCUUAUAAGCAGUCCACUGGCUUUAGGAUCAGGCUGUGUUAAGGAAUGUGCCAGAGCAAAAAUUUAAAUAAAAAACAAGAAAAGACAAAAAUAACAAACUGAGCAAUUGCUUCAUAAAGCUGACAAGAAUAUGAAGGCCAGUGAAGUAAGCCAUAACUAACUAUUCUCCUGGAGAGGGUCUGGAGUCCAUAGACUGUUUUUCUUCAGCCUCACCAAGGUAAUGGCAGCUGCACUAGUUAUUGCCAUCACAAUGCGAGCUGCAAAGACUACGCUGGGUUGCUUCAGAGAAUCGGGGGGCAGAUUGCUAUUGGCUAGUCUGAUGCAGUGCAAUAUAUAACUGUCCAGUGUGUGUGUUUGUGUGGACCAACCAGACAGAGACAUUCUUUGCUGUCAGUGCAUUGUGGAUAUCAGGAAAUCCAUUCGGACUGCCAUGUUGGACCCGCCACAGUCGCAAAACCCCCUAUAACCUGUGCUUUUGUGAACGUAACCCUUGUUGGUUGAAAGAUUUUUUUGUCUGAUGUUAGUGACGCACAUGUGUAAUAGCCCCCCCAAAAGCAAGUCAAGCCAAUCCUAUCCUUGUAUAUGUUAUAGAAACACUAGAUCAGUAUGAUCCUAGUGUUCAUCUGAAAAGAAUGGUGGUUAUAGAAACAUCAGUAUAUUUAUCCUUUUGUAUAAAAUGAAGUUAUUUUCAUGAAAAAAAAUGAAUAUGUAGAUUUUUCUUUUGUAUUAUUGCCAUUUUGUGUUAAAAGGCAACAUGUUAAUAUAAUUAUUCCUGAGAAAUGUUUUAUUCAUUAUUAUUUAAUUGUGCAGAGGUUUCUCUGUAUUGGCAAUGUGCUGGCAUCAAAGAAUAUGAGUUUAUAUAUAUAUAUAUAUAGUACUAAAAUAUAAUAAGAUUCCACCAAAGGACAUUCUAAAUGUUUUCUUGUUGUUUUAACACUGGAAAAGUUAAGUGAAUAAAAAAUAAUUCUGCAUAAAGUGUUUUCAGUCAUUC
Messenger RNA from Acipenser ruthenus (sterlet), 4080 nucleotides. RefSeq names its product netrin-G1-like. Gene Ontology annotation, molecular function: cell-cell adhesion mediator activity. The record is from RefSeq and is a predicted model, not a curated record. The transcript is spliced from 10 exons. Lineage: Eukaryota; Metazoa; Chordata; Actinopteri; Acipenseriformes; Acipenseridae. Bases 1325 to 3073 code for a protein of 582 amino acids.